UUUCCUGAAGCAGCUUCUCGAUCUUCUUAUGACUUCUUUUUUCUUUUAAAUACUCACAUCAUUCCUCCCUUAUUAUUACUAUUCUAUCUUCUUCCUUCGUGACUCUCAGGGGACGCUCUUCUUGUCUUUCGUUUUUUACUACCAAUCUUAACUAAUGGUGAGCGAUAACGGUGACCCGAUGAUGGUAAUAACAAAUGAGUCUCAGAGAACUGUUCCGACGCCGUUUCUCAUCAAGACCUUUAACCUCGUUGAAGAUCCUUCCAUCGACGACGUCAUCUCAUGGAACGAAGACGGUUCCUCCUUCGUCGUCUGGAACCCGACUGACUUCGCUAGAGACUUGCUUCCUAAACACUUUAAACACAACAACUUCUCCAGCUUUGUCCGUCAGCUCAACACUUACGGGUUCAAGAAAGUAGUCCCUGAUCGGUGGGAGUUUUCGAAUGAUUUCUUCAGGAGAGGAGAGAAACGUCUUCUCAAAGAGAUCCAACGUCGAAAGUUAACGCCUCAAGCAGCUGUUACUCCGCCGCCUGAAGUGGUUGCGGCGGCGGCGGCUCAGAGAGUUCAGACGACGAAAACGGUCGUGUCUCCGUCGAGUUCUGCGGAAGAUCAGGCGGUAUCUCCGUCGUGGUAUUGUCAAACCGGAAACGGUGGUGGCUUGUCUGUUGAGCUGUUAGAAGAGAACGAGAAGCUUCGGAGUCAGAACAUCCAGCUUAACCGUGAGCUUACUCAGAUGAAAUCCCUCUGCGAUAACAUCUUCAGCCUCAUGUCCAACUUCUCCGGAUCUCCUCCUGAACGGAGCUCAUCUCCCGGAGCUAGUACCAGUCAUGACGCGAUGAAAACGGUGGAGUUUUUACCGGCGAAGCGGUUUUCGGUUGAGACGGAGGGUGAGGAAGAAGCGAGUCAUAGGCUUUUCGGUGUUUCGAUAGGGCUGAAACGGACGAGAAGCGAAGGUGUUCAGGUGAAGGCGGUGGGAGAGAGACCCGGCGGAGGAGGGGAGAAGGAGGAGACGCCGUGGCUGAGACACUAUAAUAGGACCAAUCAGAGAGUCUGUAAUUGAACGGCUCGGAUUGUGUGUGCGCGAAGUAGAGGAUCAAAGCUUGCAGACAAUAGGCACGUGUCUUGUCUGUUUCAAGAAGUUUCAUCAAUCUUGACUUCUUCUCUAACAUGUUGUCAUAAUAAAAAAACGCUCUUUUUGACUU
Molecule: messenger RNA, 1199 nt
Organism: Brassica napus (rape)
Lineage: Eukaryota; Viridiplantae; Streptophyta; Magnoliopsida; Brassicales; Brassicaceae
Product: heat stress transcription factor B-2a-like
Exons: 2
Coding region: 155-1057 (300 amino acids)
Biological process (GO): regulation of transcription by RNA polymerase II
Cellular component (GO): nucleus
Molecular function (GO): DNA-binding transcription factor activity; RNA polymerase II cis-regulatory region sequence-specific DNA binding
Source: RefSeq, a predicted model, not a curated record